Molecule: messenger RNA, 711 nt
Organism: Porites evermanni
Lineage: Eukaryota; Metazoa; Cnidaria; Anthozoa; Scleractinia; Poritidae
Source: the annotation of a GenBank genome assembly
AUGCUUCGCAGUCAGAUGGCCAAGAUUAUCAAGAAGACCGUCAACGCAGACUUCCUAGGACCAUUUAAGCAUCUCACUGGUUACUUUGCCAUUUUUGUUGGUGCUGGGUUAACAAUGUUGGUUCAGUCCAGUUCCAUCUUCACCUCUGCCCUUAUGCCUCUUAUCGGAGUCGGGGUGGUGUCUCUUGAGCACGCCUUUCCACUCACUUUGGGUGCCAACAUAGGAACAACUGCAUCAGGCAUUCUGGCAGCCCUGGCAAGUACCUCAAACUUGGACAAAGCUCUCCAGAUUGCCUUUUGCCAUCUGUUUUUCAAUAUUUCUAGUAUCCUAUUGUGGUAUCCAAUCCCUUACGUUCGCAAAUUACCUAUCAACACGGCAAAAUUCCUGGGCAACAAAACUGCAGAGUACCGCUGGUUUGCCUUGGCUUACCUGAUUUUUGGAUUCUUUCUCCUUCCUGCAGCUAUAUUUGGCUUGUCACUGGCUGGUUGGCAAGUCCUGGUUGGUGUGGCAGUUCCAAUUGCUCUUCUUUUGCUGUUCACCAUCAUUGUCAACAUCCUUCAGAGGAAAGCCCCAAAAGUUUUGCCAAAGGCCCUCCAAGAUUGGAAAUGGCUACCAAAAUGGACACGAUCAUUGGAGCCAUAUGAUCGUGUGUUUAAAAAAUUGGCUGGACUUAAACCAUAUUGCUGCUGCGGUAGAAAUCGGGAGGACUAA